GCUACUUUAUUAAUUUACUUUGAUUAAUAUACCUUGUAUUUGUUGUCCAAAAUGGACAAUGCUAGAAAUAAAUUUUCCAAAACUGCUCUCAUUGCUGCUGCUGGUUUGGGAUUGGUAAUUGUUGUAGCCACAAAGCGAAAACGUAUUUUCCGCUACUUGAAAAAAAUUAAUGAUCCUAUGAAGCACAGACGUAUAGAAGUUAUUCAGACGGUAGAUGAUUGUCACAGGGUAGUUAGCGAAUUAAAAAAGGACUGUAAAACGCUAAACGUUUUAGGAUUCGAUUGCGAGUGGGUAACCGUUGGCGGUACCAGACGUCCAACUGCAUUGCUGCAAUUAUCGUCGGGUGAGGGUUUGUGUGCUCUCUUUAGACUAUGCUGCAUGAAACAAAUUCCUAAAAGCCUUAGAGACCUGUUAGAAGAUGACAAUGUUUUGAAGGUUGGAGUUGCACCUCAAGGUGAUGCCCAAAAAUUGGCUCAUGAUUAUAGCGUGGGCGUGGCCAGUACUUUCGAUUUAAGAUUUUUAGCAGCAUUAACAGGUAGAAAACCUGAAGGCCUAGCAAAGAUGUCAAAAUCGGUGCUAAAUGUAGAGUUAGACAAACACUGGCGUAUAGUGUGCUCAAAUUGGGAAGCUAAAGACCUCAGCGAGAAACAGUUAGAUUAUGCUGCCAAUGACGCUUUAGUUGCUGUUGAAAUUUUUAAGAAAUUGUCAAAUGAUUUGAUACCAAAAAGCUUUUGGCAAUCGAAAAGCGAUUUUCAGUGCAUCCGUGUAAAGUUGGAACCUUUCUAUGACGUUCAUUUUAAGGAAGGAUUUAUAGCAGAUUUAAAUAAAGAGCGAACAAAUAAAAAUGUAGCUAACUCCAAAGGUAAAAUUGACCGGAGUUGUCAGGGAAAAUCACAAGUUAGAGGUAUUAGUACCAGGUCGAAAGCUUUGUAUGACAAUUGUUUGUUGGAAGCUCCCGAUGGUGAGUUGUUAUGUACAAUAGAUAGGCGAAAGGCCAAAUGGUAUUUGGACCAGUGUCUUGGAUCUCAAGUGAAGUCAGAGCCAUUUACGGUCAGGCUUAAUUUUGAACCUGCUGGUAGAGCAGUAGGAGAAGUUGGCAAAUAUUACCAAACACCAAAAGAAAAUCAAUGUGUUGUUUGUGGUCGCAAGGAAUCCUUUAUAAGAAAAAACGUGGUACCGCGAGAAUAUCGUAAACAUUUUCCUGAAGUAAUGAAAUCGCAUACAUCUCAUGAUGUUCUGCUAUUAUGCCCAACCUGUCAUCAAUUAAGUAAUAUUUCUGAUAUGAAAGUUCGACAUAAAUUAAGUCAUAUGUGCGAUGCACCUUUUAUCUAUAAGGAAGGCGCUUAUAAACUAAAAGAAAUUCCUGAACUUAGACAAAUAAAAUCGGCGGCUCGGGCAUUAUUGAAAUGUGGAAAUAAAAUUCCUGAAAAUAGACGAAAAAGUUUAGAAUCUACUGUUUUAAACCAUUAUAAGGAGGAAACUGAAAUUCAUUUAAAUCUGCUCCAAAAAGCUUCGGAAAUUGAUACAAAAAUAACGAAUGAAAAUUACUCCCAACAUGGUGAAAAAGUUGUACAAAAAUUUCAGACAGAUCAUGGUGGACUUUUGGAAUUAGAAAAAAUAUGGCGUGAACACUUUAUUCACACAAUGCAGCCGAAAUAUUUACCCUCUCUUUGGAAUAUCAAUCACAAUGCUAACAGAUUAGAAAUCAGAGCUAAAGAAGGAAGAGUCAAUCAAGAGGAUCUUAUCCUAGCUGGUGUAUUGUUGGAAGAAUAAAAAUUAUAAAAUAAGUUUAAAGUGAGAAAAUUACUUUGUUUCAAAAUUCAUUAAGAUUUUAGAGAUUACCAACUGAAUUCACAUUUUGUAAAAUACCUUCUAGGUUACAUAAUAAAUUGUAGAUAGAUAAAUUUGUACAUUUA
This is a messenger RNA of Calliphora vicina (urban bluebottle blowfly), 1916 nucleotides long. RefSeq names its product Exonuclease 3'-5' domain-containing 2 (gene Exd2). Gene Ontology annotation, molecular function: nucleic acid binding; 3'-5' exonuclease activity. The transcript is spliced from 5 exons. Gene Ontology annotation, cellular component: nucleus; cytoplasm. Lineage: Eukaryota; Metazoa; Arthropoda; Insecta; Diptera; Calliphoridae. Gene Ontology annotation, biological process: nucleobase-containing compound metabolic process. Bases 52 to 1773 code for a protein of 573 amino acids. The record is from RefSeq and is a predicted model, not a curated record.